Emys orbicularis (European pond turtle) is the source of this 1642-nucleotide messenger RNA. RefSeq names its product mirror-image polydactyly 1 (gene MIPOL1). NCBI's taxonomy places the organism in Eukaryota, Metazoa, Chordata, Testudines, Emydidae. Bases 269 to 1642 code for a protein of 457 amino acids. The record is from RefSeq and is a predicted model, not a curated record. The transcript has 13 exons.
GAUCUGGUGAGAAGCCUCCUGCAAAAAGCCACCCGGCUUCCUGGACAUCUUCAGCUGCGCUGGGAAAGCAGCAGAGCGCUAAUCCAAAAGUAAAUGAGGAACUUAGAAAAAGGUUGCCAACUCCAAAUCAACACAGUUAUACAGAAUCAAAAAAGAAGAAGCUUACAGCUUCAUUUGAGGACUUUUGUAAGGCACUCACUGUUCUAGCUCUGCAAUCUUGGAGCAAAAACCAGAGUGAGUGCCAGAUCAAACAAGUUCAGAAGUACAAAUGGAGGACUGGUCAAAAGAAAUCUGUAAUCUGGAACAGCAAAGAGAAGACUUUUGUCCGAAAUUUCAGCUUUAUCCAAGUUCUUCAAGAAGCCUACAACCACAAAAUGAAUUGGUCAUCCAAGGCAAUGUUGAAGCAAUGAACCUGUCAGAUUUGCCAACAGCCAUCUCACUCAGCAUUCAGAGUACUAGCACCCAGAAUGUGUGUCUAGAUCAUGUUAUUGCCCCUUGUACUGCUGAAGAAUCAAGUAUUACAGAAAAACAAGGGAGAAUGCUCUCUGACUUUAUGACUUCUUGGAAGGAGACUGGAGACCUAGAUAAAGAGAUGAAUAUCGCAUUCCUUUUGAAAGAAUUGGAUGCUGUAAGGGCAAAGAAUAAAAAGCUUCAGGAUAAGCUGUCUGAAAAAGACAAGGAGCUGAAGACAAUAAAGCUGGACUUAGAACUGCAAGAGAGAGCUACAGAAGCUAAGAUUGCAGAAAAGACUGCAGCACUCGUGGAAGAAGUUUAUACUGCUCAACGAGAACGUGAUGAAGCUGUCAUGGCUAGACUUAAGUUAGCCAAUGAAGAGCGAGAUGAAGCACUUCUUCGAGCCAAGCAUUUGGAGCAGUCUCUUAAAGAGCUAGAAAAUAUUAACCCUGAAGAAAAUGACAUGACAUUACAGGAAUUACUGAACAGAAUAAACAAUGCAGACACAGGGAUAGCUAUUCAGAAGAAUGGAGCUAUAAUUGUGGAUCGAAUACACAGGACCAAGGAGCGUAGAAAGAAAAUAACAGCUGAGGAAAUGAAUGCAGUGAUUGAAGAACGGGAUGCUGCUUUGUCUCAAUGCAAACGGCUGGUGCAGGAGCUUCAUCAUCUGAAAGAGCAGAACCAGACUUCAGCAAACAACACGAGACAUCUGACUGCUGAAAACAAUCAAGAACGUGCUCUGAAGGCAAAGUUGCUAGCUAUACAACAAGAGAGAGAGACUGCUGUUCAACAGAAUAAAAAACUAGAAGAAGAAAUUCAGACGCUACGUGUUUAUUACAGUUUACACAAAUCUCUGUCCCAAGAAGUGAGUCUUAAGGAUCAGUUUAAGUGUACUCUUAGUACAUAUGAAGAUGCACUGAAAAGCAGCGAGGAUAUUGUAACCAUCACACAUCGCCAAAAUGAGCAGCUAGCUACCCAACUGCAGCAAGCCCAAACAGAGCGAACAAACAUGGAAUUAAAGCUUCAGCAAGCUUUAGAAGCGUCACAAGAGGCCAACGAAAAAGUUCAAACGAUUGUAAAAGAUCUGCCACUUGAUCUGUUGAACACUGACAUCUCCCGCUCUUUCUGUCUACUGCCUCUUACUCAUCAUGGAAUGUGUCAGAACUGUUGGGUUUGGGAGAGGCAUUAA